UCUUGCCCUCGUCUCUCUAGCAAUAAACAAAGCCAUCUCUCCAAGCCAGUCCAAGCCAGUGUUUGGAAGUGAGACUUUACAAUGAAGCCCGAUAAGCCGUGUUCCAUUGUGUAGAUCAGUUUCCAAACAAUAAAAGAAGAGAGGGGAUCUGCAUGGAUGCCAGAGAGAAGCAGGAAUGGCGAGAAACGUGAGAGCCUCUCCAUGAAAUAUGACCCAAAACAAUAUGUUGUCUUUGACGUCUCGUUGAUUUAGCUAUUAAGAAAAGAUGAAGUGACGUGAGGAUGGGCAAUUUGGGCGGUACAACCAUGGGUACUCAUCGAACUAUCGGUGUAGGCUUGGCAUUACUGGUGCUCAUCAACUCGUUCCAGCCUUUGCAAGGAAUGGGUUCCCUGCCAGACGCUAGUCAGGAAGGUUUAUUAAGCCAGUUUACGAGUUAUGCUUCCUUGGCCAUCUUUCACUACACUGUUCCCAAAGAAGUGACCCGAGCUACUUGGGAGUUUGCCAGCUUUCAAGACCGUCCGGAUUGUCCAUCUCGAGAGGUCCACAUUCAUGUCCAGCAUGGGAGUUAUCCGGUGUUCUCGGGAGAUAACUCGUCGUUCCCGGAAAGCUUUUACCUCGAGCGGAGCAGCUUGGCUCAUUUGACGACGGAUUCCCAUUUUCAACCUGAUAACUCUGCCGUACACGCCAUUUACAAUCCCCUCCCCGGAUCCUGGUUCGCAGUGGCUUAUCUGGCUCCGUUUGACGAAAAGUACGGAUUGAAGAAAAAGUGUCGGUACAGCUUAGGGUCCAUUGCUCUUUGGUCGAGAGCCGAGGCUGUGGAGACCAUUUCACCCAAUGAGGUGCUCACGUUUAGAACCAAGAGGCAUUUCUCAUACUACAAGUUUCAUGUGAGUGAUGAUGUGGACGCCUUCAAGUUGGGAGUGGCCAAUUGCAUUGUCAAAGUUCGUCAAGCUCGACCAAAUCAAGUGAAAGAUGCGUGCAUCGAUUUCGUGGGAAUACGAGAGGGUGGAUUGCCUUUUUUCAGUCCAAAUAACUCAAACGGAUACUCAAAUGUCACUUCAAAACAGAAUAUCACUUUCUAUGAAUCCCGUCCCCAAAAAUCAAAGACCUACUACAUGUUGGUUGUGUCUCAAGGCCAAGUAACCUUUGACGUCACGCUGUCCCUGAAAAGUUGUGGGGAAAUGGGAUUGUACGGCCGGCAUCAACGAGAAUGGUAUCUGAGCGAACGUGGCUUGAUUUGGUCCGAAUUGUUCAACGAAUCUCUUCCAAAAGAACCCACUACUGGAUUUCAGUUGUUCGCCACAAGGCCACAUUUGAGCAUUCUCAAUGAGACGGACAAGCUGAACAACUUCAAGUUUGAAAAUAUCACCUGGUCGGAGGACGACCUCAAAUCACUAAGUGAUUCAUGCCUAUCUAGCUUCGAAUUUAAUCGUAUUGACAAUGUCAACGAGUUCACGGUCAGCUAUCUUCUUCAAGGAAGAAGCUGGUAUACCAAAUGGUUGACUGUACUCGAAAAAUCACCCGUAAUGACCAGGUUCGAGACUUUGGAGUUCAUCGACAUUGGUGGUUUUGUCAACAUUCAUCUCCGUAUGGACGGAAAGAAGCGUAACAAUUAUAUGGUCCAAAGCAUUCUUGGCUGUCUCUCGAAGGACCGAGCCCCCAACAUGACAGCUUGUAAUGUCAGCUCUCAAAUCGAGGUUUCUACCAGAAAUCAAAGCACCAUGACAGCACUUAAAGUGAUACCGUUUCCGGAGCCCGGUCAAUGGUAUUUGGGAUUUCAGGUCCGUUGCUCUAGCCACAAGAAGCAGAGUGAAAUUGUGUCUUGCCCCAAGUCCUUGAAUUCAGCAAUGGUGUCCGUGGAUCUCCAUAUUCAGCCGUGUGACUAUCGCCCACUACGUGACAUUUGUGGCUCACAUGGGCUCUGCACAAAGGCCACGAAAGGUCAAUUUCGCUUCUCCUCGUGCACAUGUUUAAAUGGGUACAAGGGGUGGACCUGUGAUGAUAGUUCUAGAACGGACCCAUCUUGGAAAUACGUGUUUCAUACCCUACUUCUCACAUUGAGUAACUUUGCCUUCCUCCCGGCCAUAGUGUUAGCCCUUUAUUAUGGGCUCUACACGGAAUCUCUCAUAUACUUGGCCACCAUGAUAUUCUCGUUGUUCUACCACACUUGUGAUCAGGAGGCUUUGACGAUGAAGCUACCUCAUGCUCUUGAAAAAGUGUGCCUUGAUCUCUACAUCAAUAGAGAGGUACUACAAUUCUGCGACUUUUACUGCGCUACGUUAUCCUUCUGGAUCACCAUCAUCUCCUUGUCCAAGCUGCCCUACAAACUAGUCAAUUUCCUCAAUAUCUUCGGGGUUCUGUUAGUCGCCGUUCUAGUUCAAUACAACCGCACCGGAGUGAGCGUGUUUGCUAUCCCGAUCCCUUUGGGCAUUUUGGUCCUGCUUAUCUCCCUGGUUGUGAAAAGUGGACAACGAGGAAAAUUGUUCCGGCCCAACCGCUUGUGCCUGGCCUUAUUUCUGCCGGCAUUCACAUGUGCCGCAAUUGCUCUUAUUCUGUUCGGUUUGAUCGAAACCCAAGUCAACUAUCCUUAUGUGCAUAGUACAUGGCAUGUUCUCAUGGCCUUGGCCUUGGUAUUUCUGAUUCCCAGAUGUCGAGAUCCAGAGCAAGGUCACUCGAGGAAAAUGCCGAUCGUUCCUGAGAAUUGUGCCCCAGAAGACUCCGAACUGGGCUGUUCCUCUAUUCAAAGUGCCUCCCCGUCCGAGGAGAGUAACGGAUCCUCCACAAAUCAAGAAGAUUUAGAUCUAGAGUCAAGCGAAAACGAUUCCACUCAAGGGGGUCCCCCUCCAAUUGUUGAUGCUUGUUCCUAACAAUCAAACAGCGGAAAGUAAUAGAAAAUACUCCUAUGGGAUUCAUUCAAGUGCUCGUUUCGAAACGACCUGUCAUACACUAUCAAAACUAAUUCUACAAACCAUGACAUCCGAAUUAUAGCCAUUAAAACACA
Messenger RNA from Tigriopus californicus, 3001 nucleotides. RefSeq lists its product as uncharacterized. NCBI's taxonomy places the organism in Eukaryota, Metazoa, Arthropoda, Copepoda, Harpacticoida, Harpacticidae. The record is from RefSeq and is a predicted model, not a curated record. The transcript has a single exon. Gene Ontology annotation, cellular component: plasma membrane. Bases 282 to 2867 code for a protein of 861 amino acids.